UAUGAUAAAACACAGAUGGCACAGGUGAUCGGAAUUGAUAAUUUAAAGUCCCAGUUACGUACCGUAGAGUCUUCACCAGCCAUGGACUCUAGAUAUCUUAUCCUGCUACUAGUUUUUUCUUGUGUAAUUAUAUGUGAAGGAAACGUCAUUUACAAAGUCAAGAAAUUAGAUGAAGGAGAAUCUGACAACUUUGUGCCCACCAAGAUCGACAAGAGACAGAUUGUCCAGAAGAUCGCUACUAAUUCCGACCUGACACACAAGAUGGCAGUCAUCCUGCAGAAGAACCUCAUGGACAUGCUGAAAAGUGAUGGCUUCCAACUCCUAGCACUUCUUUGGAACGAAAGAAAUUCAUUCCUUGAGUGACCCGGGGAUGAAACAGUCAAUCCAUGCAUGCUUCAUAGUUAAAUAAACUCUGGAAUUAAAAUAAGAUGGUUUUAUUAUAACUGUGCCGAAAUAGAGUACAGCAAUAAAUUUAAUGUAGGUUGCUAAUAAAUCUUGCGUAAGACAUAA
Messenger RNA from Homalodisca vitripennis (glassy-winged sharpshooter), 510 nucleotides. RefSeq lists its product as uncharacterized. Bases 16 to 363 code for a protein of 115 amino acids. The record is from RefSeq and is a predicted model, not a curated record. Lineage: Eukaryota; Metazoa; Arthropoda; Insecta; Hemiptera; Cicadellidae. The transcript is spliced from 3 exons.